AUGGCCAAGCAUCUCUUCGUACAGAAGAUUGCCACCCUUGAGGGUUACAAGGGCGUCGACAUUGCCCAGGCCUUUUUCGACGUGACGCUGCAAAAUGUCGACGCCCGCCUCAUCAACCUUGAGAAGCUCUUCAGUAUAGCCUCGCCGCCGCCGAUGCUGGACGUGACGUGGGAGUCCCUCGAGUUCAGAGCCAAGCGUCUGUGGCAGUACCUGCCGCGCCAAGCCCUGGUUGUCACCGUGGACAGAGACGAUCAGGCGCAGGGCAGCAGCGUCACGCCCGAGGCGCUGCGCAAGGUUCUCAUCCGUCUUGACCCGAGCCCGCUCUUGUCGCGUGAGCCGGAAAAGAAAAAGAAAAAGAGGACGGCAACGGACAAGCUCGAUGAGUACACCAAGCAUGACGAAGCUGCUACUGCCGCCAUCGACGAAGAGGAUUUUGAUCUCGCCUAUGAGGCCCAAAAGCUUUGCCACGCAGCCGGCAAGAGGGGCUUGGCCAUCGUUGAUCCCAUCAAGGAUCUGGACUACCUCUACGCCGCGGCCGUCGACUUGACCAUCUCGUUCGAGACGAAUCGCCGUCAUCCGAAUAUCCGACCUCCGGGGAUGCCCCCGGGAAUGAUGGGUCCAGGAAUGCCUCCGCCGAUGCGACCUCCCGUCCACCCCUUUGGAAAGCCGCCAAAGCCCUGCUGUGGCUGUUGCUCGUGCUACUGCCACUCACCAUCACCUCGUAUUAUCGACGUCGACGUCAAGAAAAAAAAGCGUAUCACUGGGGGCUUUUUCCGAUUCGGAUGGCUCAGGAACCUGUUUCGUAGGAAGAAGACGACCGACUACGAUAGCGACACCGCGUCGUACACCAGCAGCAGCGCCUCUAGCACAAUCGUUUGA
Molecule: messenger RNA, 879 nt
Organism: Pestalotiopsis fici W106-1
Lineage: Eukaryota; Fungi; Ascomycota; Sordariomycetes; Amphisphaeriales; Sporocadaceae
Exons: 2
Coding region: 1-879 (292 amino acids)
Source: RefSeq, a predicted model, not a curated record